Molecule: messenger RNA, 917 nt
Organism: Trichomonas vaginalis G3
Lineage: Eukaryota; Parabasalia; Trichomonadida; Trichomonadidae
Product: protein of unknown function, DUF4106 family
Exons: 1
Source: RefSeq, a predicted model, not a curated record
AUGGGAUAUAAGAUAUAUUCUAACUCUGACUUAGUUCAAACAGUAACAUGGGCAAACUAUGAAUGGUUCGCUUUGAGAAACUCAGUACAACCACAAGCUAGAGAACAAACAGACCAGUAUGCAACUAUUGAGAAAAUAAGAAGACUUGACCCUAACGUUCCAGGAGUUUAUGUUAACCUUUCUGGUUCAGAUGGAAAUGCUGCCACUAAAGUAAAACUGAAACUUAGAGUUCCUUUGUCAUCUUUCCUCAUCUUCAGGUUUUUAAGAUACUUGCCAAACUGGGCAGGAAAAAUUUCUAUUGAACUUACUCCAAGCAAAAAUAACUUAGUCAUUGCACCAACACAAGACCCAUUCACUAUUACUGUAGCUGGAACUGGUGGAGCCAAGUUCUGUGACUUUUGCAAAGACAAAGUUGACUUAGACUUUGGUUUCUCAAACUUCAACACUGAAGUAAACUAUUAUUUCAAUGCUGCUGGAACUGCUUGGGACCCAGUUAAGUUCACAUGCGAAAAGUUUGAAUGCAAGAGAAUAGAAAGCAGACUUGCCGUUUAUAUGUUGGACCCAGAUAUUUCAAAUGCUUUAGCUGCCAAAUAUAUUGCAGUUCCACUUAUGUUCCCUAUACACCAAAUAUCUGUCAAAGACUUUGCAGGUGAAGUUGGAAACCAAAGUGCUGACCCAGGUGCAAGAACAGAUAUUGCUUUAACAACUGCAAUGAAACAUGCAGAUACUAUGUUUGUACUGUUCAGACGAACUAUAAAUGACUAUUCUUGUUUCUACAACCCUGGUAUUAAAUAUCAUAUAAACAUAGAUGGCAAAUAUUAUCCAAGAGAAGAAUAUUCUACAGUUGAGGAUAUGAGGUCAUACAACUUGACAUUAGAUGCUAUGAACUUUAACAACAACUUCACAACAACCAUUAA